This is a messenger RNA of Rubroshorea leprosula, 1757 nucleotides long. The record is from the annotation of a GenBank genome assembly. NCBI's taxonomy places the organism in Eukaryota, Viridiplantae, Streptophyta, Magnoliopsida, Malvales, Dipterocarpaceae.
GAGAGUUUCAAAAAGUAGAACAGCAACAUACUUGAAUCUCUUUUCUCAAGUUUCAUGUGUAUCCUCUUUUGAGAUUCGAAAGCUUUUUUAUAACAGAUAAUUAGUUUCUUGUUCUAUAUUUAUUAUUUUUUCAAAGUUUUUUGUUAAAAAAUAAUUGAAUUUAGGUUGCGCACAAAAUGGCUGAAAAGUGACAUGGAGAUCUUAUGGGCUAUAUCAAUUUCAAAACUGAUAUUGAGCUACAACUUUUGAUUCCAAGAGGUAAAUUCAUUAUUAGUUCUUUUUGUAGAUGUACUAGUUCUUUUUGGAGAUAUACACUGAUCAGCAUAAAUUUAUUUAACUUUUGAUCUCAAAAAUUCAGGCAGUGGCUGUGGUUCAUAUAGAAGAGACUUAGAAACUAUCAGGCACUUUCUGUUUGUGAUUGUUAACAGGAGGCCACUGGAGGAGCUACAGAUGGUUAAUCAAUUGAAUUAUUGUAACUUUAAUGACGAUGUGCUCCUUAUUUGAUGAUUUUCUUGAGUUGUUGAAUAGUUUUGAUGAGCAAAAGUACCAUUUAGAUUCUUUUUUGUUUGAUUUCAUUACAUUUUAUAUGAUUAUUUUACUGAGUUUUUUCGUUUUCAAGUAUAUUGUAGAUGUUGUUCUUAACCCAUCUUUUUUGUGGAGUAUUGACAAGAAGUUCAAGCAUCUAGAUGAUGCAUAUAUGUUUUUUUUUCAAAUGAAGUCAAGACUCAGAAAAAUAAAUAAGUAUCCUUGUUGGCGAAGGUAUGUAAGUUUUCAAAAGCUUCCUGAGCAUUAUGGUUUGUAGCAAAUAUUAGAGCUCAGGAAGUUUUUCAAAAUUCACAUACCACGGUGAACAAGAAUACUUAUUUAUUUUUUUGAGUCUUGACUUCAUUUCAAAGAAAAACAUAUAUGCAUCAUCUAGAUGCUUGAACUUCUUGUCAACACUCCACAAAAAAGAUGGGUUAAGAACAACAUCUACAAUAUACUUGAAAACGAAAAAACUCAGUAAAAUAAUCAUAUAAAAUGUAAUGAAAUCAAACAAAAAAGAAUCUAAAUGGUACUUUUGCUCAUCAAAAUUAUUUAACAACUCAAGAAAACCAAGGAUACUUAUUUAUUUUUUUGAGUCUUGACUUCAUUUCAAAGAAAAACAUAUAUGCAUCAUCUAGAUGCUUGAACUUCUUGUCAACAUUCCACAAAAAAAGAUGGGUUAAGAACAACAUCUACAAUAUACUUGAAAACAAAAAAACUCAAUAAAAUAAUCAUAUAAAAUGUAAUGAAAUCAAACAAAAAAGAAUCCAAAUGGUACUUUUGCUCAUCAAAACUAUUUAAAAACUCAAGAAAAUCAUCAAAUAAGGAGUACAUUGUCAUUAAAGUUACAAUAAUUCAAUGGGUUAACCAUCUGUAGCUUCUCUAGUGGCCUCCUGUUAACAAUCACAAACAGAAAGUGCCUGAUAGUUUCUAAGUCUCUUCUAUAUGAACCACAGCCACUGCCCACUGCUUGAAUUUUUGUGAUCAAAAGUUAUAUAAACUUAUGCUGAUCAAUGUAUAUCUUCAAAAAGAACUAGUACAUCUAUAAAAAGAACUAAUAAUGAAUUUACCUCUUCGAAUCAAAAGUUGUGGCUCAAUAUUAGUUUUGAAAUUGAUAUAGCCCAUGAGAUCUCCAUGGCACUUUUUAGCCAUUUUGUGCGCAACCUAAAUUCAAUUAUUUUUUAAGUAACAAAAAACUUUGAGAAAAUAAUAAAUAUAGAACAUAAAACUAA